AUGCCUAAACCCCAACCUGCCGGCGCUGGAUCACCCAUAGAGCUGUCCGGGUCGUCUCUGCUGUGUCCUGACCACUUCCACGCCCGCGAUAACACGUCCACGCCCGACCCCGACUCGUCUGACUUGGUGCACUUGAGCAAAGAAACGUCCAGGCAGCCCACCCCGCUCCACAACCUGCCUCAUCCCGAUCGAUUUCCCAGCGAAACAGGCAUUGCAGACGACGAGGACAGCGACUUUGACGAUUGGAGCAACGAAGGGGAAUCCUCCGCUUGGCACGACCCAGCAAGCAUGCCCUCUGACCUGCGAUCAGAGCGGCCGUCUUCGUUCCACAAGCCAUGUUCGCAUCAGUCGCAACCUUUACUCUCAGGAGACAAGCCUCCCGAGUAUGAGUCCCCCCCGAGGCCGGGGAUGGGAUCGAGGAGAUCAACGAGAUUUAGAGAGCGCGAUCCGCCGAUCAAAAAGCCCAAGAGCGAUACGAGGACACGCUAUACAUAUGCAGCAUGUUUCCUGCUGGUGAGCUUGGUGAGCUUUGCUGUACAAACAGAAACAGCUGUGUAUAUCCAACAUGAUCUGCACUGGACCAAGCCAUACUGCAUGCUGUACUUCACUCAUGGCUCUUGGUCACUGCUGUGGCCAGUCUCCCUGUUGAUCCUCCGCCUUUCGAAAUGGAGUCAGCCGCUGGAUAUUUUCUGGAGGCGGCAUGUUGCGCUACUACGGAACACAGCCCAGAUGAUCGAGCAUCGAACGCUACACGUACCCAGUCACCUGCAAAAGAAGUCGCCCAUCCCAUACUUUGUCCGGACGACAGCGUUCGUGACCUGCGCGUUGACAGUGGCUGGUGGCAGUUGGUAUGUUGCCGUCGAUCUCACAACAGCUUCCGAUCUGACGGCAAUCUAUAAUUGCUCAGCAUUCUUCGCCUAUGCCUUCGCAGUGCCGAUUUUGAAAGAGAAGCUUCGGCUGAGCAAGGUCGUGGCGGUCGGGGUUGCCAUACUGGGUGUGCUUGUGGUGGCAUACGGCGAUCAAGCGACUGCGAAGCACGGCAGCAAGUCUGGUGGAGGAGCUGGAGGGCCUUCCGCACCAUCUGAUGAAGAGGCUUCCAAUCGGGCUGUGGGGAAUUUGGUCAUAGGUAUCGGCAGUGUUUUGUACGGCUUCUACGAGGUGCUGUACAAGAAAGUCGCUUGCCCACCAGAGCAUUGCGAUCCUAAAAAUGGCAUGGUUUUCGCAAACGCCUUCGGCAGCAUGAUAGGAGUUUUCACACUGCUCGUCCUCUGGAUACCUUUACCAAUCUUACACUUCACCGGCAUUGAGCCGUUCGAACUACCUUCUGGAGAGGCUUCCUGGAUGCUGGCAAUCUCAGUCCUCUCAAACGCCACCUUCAGCGGUUCUUUCCUCGUCUUGAUAUCCCUCACCUCUCCGGUCUUGAGCUCAGUGGCGGCUCUGCUGACGAUCUUCAUUGUCGCUCUAUGCGACCAGAUGCUACCUCCACCAUUAUACAGCCCCUUGACGGCUGCCGCACUCUCUGGUGGGCUCCUUAUCAUUUUUGCAUUCCUGCUAUUGACCUGGUCGACAUACAAGGAGAUGGAAGAGGAAAACAAGAAGAGUGCAGAGGAUAGAGUAGACGAAUCCGACGUUGAGUCGGUAGUGUAA
Messenger RNA from Fulvia fulva, 1647 nucleotides. RefSeq lists its product as uncharacterized. Gene Ontology annotation, cellular component: membrane. The record is from RefSeq and is a predicted model, not a curated record. The coding region runs from base 1 to 1647 and encodes 548 amino acids. Lineage: Eukaryota; Fungi; Ascomycota; Dothideomycetes; Mycosphaerellales; Mycosphaerellaceae. The transcript has a single exon.